Messenger RNA from Pichia membranifaciens NRRL Y-2026, 519 nucleotides. RefSeq lists its product as hypothetical. The transcript has a single exon. Gene Ontology annotation, molecular function: DNA binding. Gene Ontology annotation, cellular component: nucleolus. Gene Ontology annotation, biological process: negative regulation of transcription by RNA polymerase II; rRNA processing. The record is from RefSeq and is a predicted model, not a curated record. Bases 1 to 519 code for a protein of 172 amino acids. Lineage: Eukaryota; Fungi; Ascomycota; Pichiomycetes; Pichiales; Pichiaceae.
AUGGUUUCGUUUUCUUGUGAAGUCUGUAACGAUACCGUGUUAAAGAAGAAGCUUCAGCAACAUCAGCGUUCUUGUCAUGGAGCAUAUUUCACUUGUAUCGAUUGCUCAACUACUUUCUACGGGAAUGACCACCAGAAACACACAAGCUGUAUCAGUGAGGCUGAGAAAUAUGAGAAGGCGCUGUAUAAGGGGAAAAAGGGAAAGAACCAACAGCAGCAACAGAAGCAACAAAAGCUGCCACAACAGAACCAAGCUACAAAGCAACAGCAACAUGCUGUAGAGGCUAAGAAGGAGAUCAAGAAGGAUUCAGAGAAGCCAAAGAAGGCUGAAGUGCCAAAGAAAGAAAGCCUGUCUUCUUCUUCAAACAUUUCUAAGUAUGUCGAUUCGAAGGCAACGACCCUGUACAAAAUUUUCAAGUCGGCCAAAAAGGAUGACAAGAAGUUUGCGGACAAGACCGAAUUCUUGAAAAACGUCAAAGUGACCCAAAACGAAGAUGGUUCGUUCAACUUGGUGAUAUAA